Hermetia illucens (black soldier fly) is the source of this 2451-nucleotide messenger RNA. RefSeq names its product chorion peroxidase (gene Pxt). The record is from RefSeq and is a predicted model, not a curated record. The transcript is spliced from 10 exons. Gene Ontology annotation, biological process: response to oxidative stress. The coding region runs from base 9 to 2390 and encodes 793 amino acids. Gene Ontology annotation, molecular function: heme binding; peroxidase activity. NCBI's taxonomy places the organism in Eukaryota, Metazoa, Arthropoda, Insecta, Diptera, Stratiomyidae.
UUGAAGAGAUGAAGAGUUCAGUUUUAGCUUGUUUUGUGUGCGUUCUAGCAAAUUUUUAUAUUGAGUGUAAUAGUGAGGUUGAAUUUAGAAAAUAUACCGAUUAUUUCGAUGAUCAAUUUGAUUCACUGGAGAGCUUUCAAGGCUACCAGCCUCGUGAGCAAACUUUCAGAUAUGUAUCCAGCGAAGAAAUUGCUAAAUAUUGUCCAAAUGGAGUGAAAUGUGUUCCCCCAAUUCAAUGUCCUGCUCAUGUUAAUCUACGAAGCAAUGAGAAGCCUCAAAAAUGUCGCCUUUCCUCCAAGAAGUGGGGAUACUGCUGCCUAACGGGGUAUAACCUUACAGUGUCACGACCCGAUAAAUACCGCAAUCAUCAACUUAGAAAUGGCGCUAUGCUUCGAGAAAUCGUAACUGAGGUAAAAAAUAUAGCGGAAAGAAUGAUUAGUCACAGAAGCCAUUCGUUGAGGACAGAUAAUCCGGACUUCCUCCACCACCUUACUUUCCAGUCAACCAAUAGGAACCAUCAAAGAGACGGAAAAAUUUCGAAAUGGGCUCUCGAACAAAUUUUGACUGGACAACUGAUACGUGAAAGAGAGCAGAUGCUACCAGAAGAGGUUUUCGAGUUAACAGAUGUCAGAGAUGAAAACUCAGUUUGCCUACAACCUCCCAAAUGUAAGAAUACCCAAUUGAAAUAUCGAACCGCGGAUGGAAAUUGCAAUAAUCCAUUGCCGGAUAGGAGUUUCUGGGGUGCUGCAGGUCAGCCAAUGGAAAGACUCCUGCUUCCGGCAUAUGAAGAUGGAAUUUGGGCCCCACGACAGCAUUCCGUUGACGGAUCCUUACUUACCAGUCCUAGGACAGUUUCACGAAUAUUAUUUCCUGAUUUUGAUCGUCCACAUAGCUUCAUUAAUUUACUAUUUAUGCAAUUUGGACAGUUCACUACACAUGACUUCACACAAUCUUCUUCAAUUCAAAAUGAUGAUGGCCAACCAAUACAAUGUUGCAAAGAUGAUGGUUCCAGUGUACUUCCUCCAGAAGAGAUGCAUUUUGCUUGUAUGCCCAUAGAGGUUGACGCAGACGAUGAAUUCUACGGCCCUUUCAACCAAGGAUGUAUCAACUUUGUUCGGCUUUCGCUAGCUCCGUAUUUCAAUUGCCGCAUUGGUUUUGGUAAACAAAUUAGUAAAGUAACUCACUUUUUGGAUGCAUCAGGAGUAUAUGGUUCAAGCUUAGAAGUUCAAGGGCUGCUGAGGUCAUUCCAAGAUGGGAAGCUUGAAGUGUUCCCGAGAAUUAAUGGAGAUAUGUUGCCUAUAACAACAAGAAACCAAUCAUGUGGUGGUACCAGUGAAGGCAAAAUUUGCUACUUGUCGGGAGACGGUCGUACAAAUCAGAUAAUUUCAUUAACAUUGCUCCACACAAUGUUCGCACGUGAACACAACAGGAUAGCCAGCAUCUUGGUCCGCAUCAAUCCACACUACUCGGAUGAGCUCCUGUUUCAAGAAGCAAGAAGAGUUCUGAUUGCCGAAAUGCAACACAUCAUCUAUGCUGAGUAUCUUCCACUUUUAGUUGGAAGGUCGGCAAUGGAAAGAUUCAGAUUGUAUCCAGAGAAAAAUGGUUAUACGGUUGAUUACGAUCCCAAUAUUAAUCCGGCAAUAAGGAACGAGUUCUCGGGGGCAGCUUUUCGGUUCGGACACUCAACCGUUGAUGGACACUUCAAGAUGGAAUCUAACGGGAAUGUCGAAGAAAAAAUAGAAAUUCCUGAUGUUAUGUUCGAUCCAGAACGACUGGAACAGGAAGGAUUUCCCGGGGCUUUGAUGCAAACUCUUCUGGUGCAAAAUAUGCAAAAAGCGGAUCAUUCGGUUACACGUGGACUCAGCGUAUUCAUGUUUCGGGGGAGUAAUCCAUUUGGAGUAGACCUGGUUGCAACCAACAUCCAAAGAGGCCGUGAUCAAGGAAUUCGAAGCUACAAUGAUUAUUUGGAGCUCAUUGGCGGAAAAAGGAUAGAAAGUUUUGAUGAAUUUGGUCCUAUGGCAUCCAGGCUCCGCCUAGUCUAUAGGCACCCGGACGACGUUGAUUUGUGGGUUGGCGGCCUUCUUGAAGAUCCUUUCCAAGACGCCGUUGUCGGCCAGUUAUUCGUCGAAAUCAUUGCUGAACAAUUUUCACGUUUCAAAAGAGGUGAUCGAUAUUUUUACAGCAAUCAUCCAAAAAUCAACCCAGGAUAUCUGACUCCUUGCCAAUUACGGGAAAUUCGCAAAGUUACGUUAGCCCGCAUCAUCUGUGAUAAUAUUGAACCUAUCGUAAAUAUUCAACCGUUUGCAUUUUUAACCGGAGAAUUUCCAGGGAACCAACCAGUGAAGUGCCAGAACAUACCGAAAGUUGACUUUUCAUGCUGGAAAUCAUAAGUACAAUUGAAACGUGAGAGAAGGUUUUGUGGUUGCUCCCAAAUAAAAGUCUAUUCGAAUA